Ceratina calcarata is the source of this 484-nucleotide messenger RNA. It is a transcript of the gene cype, whose product is annotated as cytochrome c oxidase subunit cyclope. The coding region runs from base 118 to 348 and encodes 76 amino acids. Lineage: Eukaryota; Metazoa; Arthropoda; Insecta; Hymenoptera; Apidae. The transcript has 3 exons. The record is from RefSeq and is a predicted model, not a curated record.
UAGGUUCUCAGUUUGCGAAUGGUUUCCAGCAGGUUCUAAACUGAUGUGUUAUCGACGUUAGUUCAGUGCGAGAUUAGUUCGAAAUAGAACGAAGGAUACCGAAUUAUUUCAAUAAAAAUGGGAGAGAAAAGAUUGGCAAAACCUCAGCUUCGUGAUCUUCAUCUCUCGAGAGUCAGGAAGAAUAUGGGAAUAAUGUUAACUGUUAGCGCACUUGGUGGUUUAGCCUUCAAGCUUUUGGUUUCUGAUGUGUAUGAAAGGAAGUUUGAAGAAUUCUACAAGACUUAUGAUGCAGAAGCGUCAUUGAAAAAGAUGAAUGAAGCUGGACUCAUGGAUUCAUAUAAAGGCUAAUUAUCAUUACACUCCAAAUGAAAUAGUGGUAUUACGAUCAUUCUGUUUAAGGAAUUAUGUACAUGUUUACUAAAUAAAUAUGUAUUAUAGAAGGUACCUCAAAUAUGUAAAUAAAGUUCUUAUAAUUUAACUUAUA